This is a messenger RNA of Paramecium sonneborni, 825 nucleotides long. NCBI's taxonomy places the organism in Eukaryota, Ciliophora, Oligohymenophorea, Peniculida, Parameciidae. The record is from the annotation of a GenBank genome assembly.
GUCGUUAUGCGAUCACCAUCUCUAUUUUCACCUGUAAUAAUAUUUUAGAUAAUAAAAGUCUAAACAAUAAAGAUAUGAAAAAUAAAACGGGUCUUUUUAAACAUUUUCAACAACAAAUUAAGUGAACAAAGUUUAAUUAGCUGAUUUUAGAAAAGAAAUACGAAAUAAUAUUAGUUAAAGAGAGCCAUUUAUUCCUCAGUAAGAUAAGAAACCAAUUUUGUUGACAAGUUGGAAAAAACAUGAAAGAAAAAAUACGUAAUAAAUUUUUCAAAUUAUAAUUAGAGAAGGAAAUGUAGCAAAAUAUAUGGCUAGAUCUUCACCAAAGAAAAGUUUACCAGGAGGAUUAAAUAUGGAAGAAAUCUUGUAAAAUUAGGUUUUUUAUUAGCAGUAAUCAGAAGAAAUUUAUUGAUAAGAAUUACUCAUAAAAUAAUGUUUAUUAUCAAUAAAGGAAAGUGGAUCAAUUAUUUAAAAUGGAUUAAAAUGAUUCUUUCAAUAAAUAAGAAAACUCAUUUUCUAAUUUAUUUAAACCAAAAAGAUAAUCAUAAGCAUUAUUAUCAAGAUAAUCAGGAAGAGAUUAAUCUCCAAUAAAUUUAGAAAGAUUUAGAAGUUGGGAUACAAAAUUAGAUCUUCAGCUAAAGCAAUUAAAUAAUUCUAAAGACCUUAACUAUUACAAAUAUUCUUAAUAACCUUAAAAAGAGAAUAUUUAUGAAAUAAGUAAACCAAUUUAAACUAAAGAUAUCUUUAAUAUAAACAAAAAUGCUAACAAUUUUAAUAAAUUUAUAAAGAAUUCUUCACCACCUAAAUUUAUUGAAAAAAUACCUUUGA